Paramecium octaurelia is the source of this 376-nucleotide messenger RNA. NCBI's taxonomy places the organism in Eukaryota, Ciliophora, Oligohymenophorea, Peniculida, Parameciidae. The record is from the annotation of a GenBank genome assembly.
AUGACAGAUAUCCCAAUCAGUUAUCAAAGAAUAAAUGCAGACAUGAUAAACAAAUUCAAAGGGCAAUUUGUAACACUUGUGGGAAAAUUAUUGUAAAGCAAAGGAGAUUAUGUUGAAUUUAUGGUGGAUGGAUGUAAAACAAUAUUACGAUUUCAUUUAGCAAUUGUGAAAGUGACUGAGAUUGAAGAAGUUCCUGAAAGCAAUGAAGAUAUCCUUUUAGAAAUAAGAGGCAAAUUAAAUGAUGAUGGCUUUUUAGAGGCUAAAGAAUUUACAGAAUUAGACUAAACAUUUGAUUUCGAGCUCUACAAAAAUGUGAUAGUUAUGGUUUAAGGACAGUUUAGAGAAUUGUUUUAUGAUUGAAUUAAUUAGUUAUCUG